AUGGACCUACGACCUUACAAAAGAGUUGAAGAGACAAAUAAGAAAAUGAAAAGAGUUGAAGAUCAGAGCCGAAUCAGUAAGUUGCCCGAUUCUCUUCUUAUUCUAAUUCUCUCACUUUUGCCAACAAAAGAUGCCUUCACAACAUCUGUUCUCUCGAAAAGGUGGGAGCAUUUAUGGCCUUCAAUUGAUAGCUUCUUUUUCUCUUGUAAAGAUAAAUCGCAAAGGAAAAACUUCAUAUCCUUCGUCGAUUACGUAUUAGAUCAUUCUACUUGUUCAAAAAUUAAAAACUUCCAUUUGAAUUUCACCCACCUAUCCAAAUACGAGCAACGAGUCGGUUUUGUUGAUGACAUUGUAGAUUUCACAAUUAGCCGAUGGGUUCCUACUAAUGAGAUUCAUAUGAGAAUGACUUCCUUGAUAACAUUAGAUCUCACUUGUUGUAUACUUGACAAGGAAGUCGUCAUAGAGUGGAAGUCUUUAAAGACCCUACGGUUGAAUGACAUAACCUUAGAUGAUGACGGAAUUGUAAACAUACUCUCCGGUUGUCCUGCUUUGGAAAUCCUUGAAUUUCUUGAAUUCUCCGGAUUCCGUCAUAUGGAAAUUAGUUCUUCAAAUUUAAAGAGGCUUAAGUUCGAAAAUCAUUUGUCGUACUAUAACUCUGAUGAUCUCUCUUUGGAUAUUUUUACCCCACAUGUUCAACAUUUGGAGAUCUCUAGAUAUAUGUAUGAUCUCAAGUGUAGGCUAGUAAAUGUAUCAUCUCUAGUCAGUGCGAAGCUUACUUUCCAAAUGAACUGGACUUGGUUUGAUCAAGGUCCUGAUGAGCAUCAAGUUAUAAAGAUACUCAUCGAAGAUUAUCUUCAAAAGUUGAGGAAUGCAACUGAGUUAACUUUUGGGACUUGCUUCAUCGAGGAUAUUGUUACUACGUUAUCUGCAUCACCUAAUCCAGGUGUUAGUAAUGGACAAGUCAGAGUAGUAUUGCUCUUUACACCGUGUCAAUCAAACCACAUAUCCGAUUAUCCUUCGCUUUCACAGCCACAAAAGUCACAUCCUCUUAUUGGCAUCUUUGAUUGGGUCAUUCGCCUCAGAAGCUCUUAG
Messenger RNA from Solanum lycopersicum (tomato), 1092 nucleotides. Lineage: Eukaryota; Viridiplantae; Streptophyta; Magnoliopsida; Solanales; Solanaceae. The record is from RefSeq and is a predicted model, not a curated record.